Messenger RNA from Chara braunii, 1576 nucleotides. NCBI's taxonomy places the organism in Eukaryota, Viridiplantae, Streptophyta, Charophyceae, Charales, Characeae. The record is from the annotation of a GenBank genome assembly.
GACCUCACCCUGCAGCAGCUAAGGGCAGAGAAUGAUUUGUGGCAGCACUCUCAAGUGAGCUUGACUCCGCAUGCCAGCCUGCACCUGGAUCGGCCUAUAACACUUGAAGACUGUGGGAAGCAGUGAAGGAGAUGGCGCACGGCAAGAGCCCUGGAUCAGACGGGCUCCCUGUGGAAUUCUACGAAGCAGUCUGGGACCACAUAGGUCCGGACCUUCUUGCACUCUACAACCGUAUUCUAGAGGGAGAUACCUUGAUGCCAGACAUGAAGCUGGGAAUCAUUACUCUCAUAUAUAAGAAGGGUGACAAAGCUAAUAUUCGCAAUUGGCGACCCAUCUCAAGGCUGAACGUCUCCUAUAAGAUACUGGCGAAGCUCCUGGCAAGAAGGCUGGCACCGUAUCUUCCAACUCUCGUCCACACGGACCAGGGCGACUUUGUGCAAGGACGCUCAAUUGCUGAGAACAUACUCAUGGCGGUGGGAGCUUUGGAAGUCAUUCAGAAGGAAAGGCRGCAAGUGCUAGCAGCAAUGCUGGACCUCGAGAAGGCAUACGAUCGCCAGGAGUUAUCAUUAGCACGUGGCGAGGAUGUUUGGUGUUGUGUUUUCUUGUCCUCAUAUGCGCGUAGACAGCUGCAUUCUCCACUGGCAAAGGGUUUAUGGGCUGCUUGGGCUCAGCUAUGCCCCACGAACAAAAGAGAUCCAGCUACAAGGGAGGAAGUACUCAGACAACAUCUCUUCGACAAUGCUCUUAUCUGCAAUGGCCAGGGACUCCCCUUUGAAGCAACCGCUACCCCUGGCCAUUUCGGUAGGAAAUGGAUGGAGCGAGGUGUCACCAGGAUACAGGACCUGUGGGAUGAGACCCACGAAGACUGGAUCACAGACGACCAAUUGAAGCAAAAGCUUGGGACACUCCAGCUCCUCUCACCCAGAAGUCAGCAAAUUCGAGAAGCAAUCCCAUCUCAUUGGAUGGAUCUCCUACGUUCUAAAGACCUGGUGGAGGGCGAGUGGUACGGGCCUCCACAGCAGACAGAGCCGAGGGCCUUUUUGCAGAUAGAGGAGCAGUUGGACAGCAACACUUGGAGGGCACAGCUGUGGCAGGAAAAGGUAAACCCCGCUACACCAAACGGUCUACAGCUUAUGGGCGAGGUGGCCAUUGACUCCCAACAUGCCUUGCGACAGAUACGAGUUUUCACGAAAACACAAGAGGGAGUGACCACGCACCAGCUGCUACUGGAAGGCCUUCCCUUGAUCUCGCUAAGAAUAGAUCCUCUGGCGUGGCAUUGGGAGUUGCCUGGUGGGCAGGUCAARCCUCUUCUGUUGUAUACUUMGGCUCUAGGAAGACAACUUCAGAACAAGGUUCAUAGCCUCCCGUUGACAGCAGCAGGGUUGCUCAAUAGGCUCAGUGAUAAUGCACGGCCAAUUACAGCRCAGGAUAUGUCAACUCUCUGGGUGCAGCUGACAGCCUUACCGUCUCAAAAGYUAGCAGGUAUCUUAUGGCUGAUAUCGCAUGCUUCUAUCCCCACUGCUGCCUGGCUCUUUCGAAAGAGGAAUGGAGAUUGAAACAAAAUGCAGACGCUGCG